Molecule: messenger RNA, 2079 nt
Organism: Suncus etruscus (white-toothed pygmy shrew)
Lineage: Eukaryota; Metazoa; Chordata; Mammalia; Eulipotyphla; Soricidae
Gene: PRKCZ
Product: protein kinase C zeta
Exons: 16
Coding region: 1-1629 (542 amino acids)
Biological process (GO): protein phosphorylation
Molecular function (GO): protein serine/threonine kinase activity; ATP binding
Source: RefSeq, a predicted model, not a curated record
AUGACGUCACGGCAGCUCCCAGCAUCCAGGCCGUGUUUUAGCUGGUGCUCUGGCGCCGGCUCCGCUUCCCAGGGGAGCCGGGUACCACCCGGGCCUGGGGACAUGAGGAGGCAGGAGCAAGGGGAAGAUGCCCGCCGGCGUGCCCGCCCCAUAGAGCUGCAAAGGCGGCAGCAGCGAGAAAAGCAAAGCGAGUCCAUCUACCGCCGAGGCGCCCGGAGAUGGCGGAAGCUGCACCGUACCGGCGGCCAUCUCUUCCAGGCCAAGUGCUUUAACCGGGGAGCAUCCUGCGGGCAGUGCAGCGAGAGGAUAUGGGGCCUCGCCAGGCAGGCCUACAGGUGCAUCCACUGCCAGCUGCUGGUGCAUAAGCGCUGCCACGGCUUUGUCCAGCCACCCUGCGGGGGGCAUAUGGAUUCUGUCAUGCCUGCCCAAGAACCUGCAGCAGACGAUGGCGGCGGGGACCUGGCCCCCGAGGACGGCAGCGGAAUUGCAUAUAUCUCUUCGACCCGGAAACACGACAACAUUGAAGAUGAUUCUGAGGACCUCAAGCCAGUUAUCGAUGGCAUGGACAGCAUCCAGAUAUCUCAGGGGCUCGGCCUGCAGGACUUUGACCUGAUCCGGGUCAUCGGACGCGGGAGCUACGCCAAGGUGCUCCUGGUACGGCUGAAGAAGAACGACCAGGUCUACGCCAUGAAGGUGGUGAAGAAGGAGCUGGUGCACGACGAUGAGGACAUCGACUGGGUCCAGACAGAGAAGCACGUGUUCGAGCAGGCAGCCAGCAGCCCCUUUCUGGUCGGCCUACACUCCUGCUUCCAGACCACCAGCCGGCUGUUCCUAGUCAUCGAGUACGUCAACGGGGGAGACCUCAUGUUCCACAUGCAGAGACAGAGGAAGCUCCCAGAGGAGCAUGCCAGAUUCUACGCCGCCGAGAUCUGCGUCGCCCUCAACUUCCUGCAUGAGCGAGGGAUCAUCUACCGAGACCUGAAGCUGGACAAUGUGCUGCUGGAUGCCGACGGCCACAUCAAGCUGACAGACUACGGCAUGUGCAAGGAAGGCCUGGGCCCCGGGGACACGACGAGCACUUUCUGUGGAACCCCCAAUUACAUCGCCCCUGAAAUCCUGCGGGGAGAGGAGUACGGCUUCAGCGUGGAUUGGUGGGCACUGGGGGUCCUCAUGUUCGAGAUGAUGGCGGGGCGAUCCCCAUUUGACAUCAUCACAGACAACCCUGACAUGAACACGGAAGAUUACCUCUUCCAGGUUAUUCUGGAGAAGCCCAUUCGGAUCCCGCGGUUCCUCUCGGUCAAGGCCUCGCACGUCCUCAAGGGAUUCCUCAACAAGGAUCCCAAAGAAAGGCUCGGCUGCCGGCCACAGACAGGCUUUUCUGACAUCAAAUCUCACGCCUUCUUCCGCAGCAUCGACUGGGAUCUGCUGGAGAAGAAGCAGGCGCUGCCCCCCUUCCAGCCACAGAUCACCGACGACUACGGACUGGACAACUUUGACACCCAGUUCACCAGCGAGCCUGUGCAGCUGACCCCAGACGACGAGGACGCCCUCAAGAGGAUUGACCAGUCAGAGUUUGAAGGCUUCGAGUACAUCAGCCCCCUGCUGCUGCCCACAGAGGAGUCCGUGUGAGGCCCUGUGCGUGCAUGGAGGAGCUGUGGUGCCAAGGACCCCAGGGUGCAAACUUGCCCAGAAACAGAGCUGGCACCUAAGGCCACAGCUGUGCAGAGGAAUACACACCGUGACCACGGCUAGGCUGAGCCUUUUGUGCGUGUGUGGCCCUGGGCAACCUGGACACCCAACAGAGGCCCAGGAGGUGGCUGCAGGGUCCUGCCUGUGGCCUGCACUCAAUUUGCCACAUCUGGGUCAUUCCCACAGCUGUUCCGGAGCCAGCCUCGCUGUGGGAAACUGGGCAUGGGCGUUUUGGAAGCAGCCUGGCUGUGGGGAACUGGGCCCAGGCUGCUCCGGAACCAGGCUCGUGCAGGAAACCGGGCCCAGACACAGCUGUGCAGCUCAGACGCCACAGACAAACGAGGAUGAAGGACUUAACCUGACCCCACAAAUACAUUUCUGGAAACACUA